This is a messenger RNA of Aspergillus aculeatinus CBS 121060, 363 nucleotides long. RefSeq lists its product as uncharacterized. Gene Ontology annotation, biological process: epoxide metabolic process. The transcript is spliced from 2 exons. Gene Ontology annotation, molecular function: epoxide hydrolase activity. The annotation marks the transcript as partial. The record is from RefSeq and is a predicted model, not a curated record. NCBI's taxonomy places the organism in Eukaryota, Fungi, Ascomycota, Eurotiomycetes, Eurotiales, Aspergillaceae.
CAACCUAACAACCGAAAAGGGUCCGACCCCAACGCCGGAACCAGCCCCUCAGUGCUCACCCACAACGAGAUCCUGCGCCACGUCUCGCUCUACUACCUGACGGAGACCUUCGCCUCCUCCGUGAUCAUCUACGCGCAGAACCCCAACGGCUUCAGCACGGUGUAUAGCAAGGCGCACACUGACGCGCCGCUGCUGUUCAGCGCGUUCAAGUACAAUGUGGGCUUCUGGCCGCCGGCGCUGGUUGCGCAGACGGGCAAUCUGGUGCUGUAUCGGAACCACGAACGCGGGGGUCAUUUCCCCGGGUUGGAUAAUCCGGUGGCGUUGGUGGAGGAUUUGAGGGAGAUUGGGAGUUAUUGGAGAUGA